AUGUGGUUAAGCUACAAUCUUGCGCUGGUUUCAAUUCUGCUGGGGCGCUUAGUGGUAGCAUUCGAGCUGCUAGAUAUCGACUCUGCCUCCCCCUUAGCUUAUCAAGAGACAUCGUUUCAAAAGCUACCGAUUGUUCCUAAAUUUAGCAGAAAUGAUACCGUCCCCCGCCGGUGUGUAUUUGCCUGUACUUACCUUUCCAAGGUAUACCCAGGCACAGUUGCAUUUCCAGGAAACAGGACCUACAGUGAGUUCCAGGAGAGCUUUUGGUCACAGCAGCAGUCGAAAUUUCAGCCAACGUGUAUUUUCCGGCCUCAAAUCACCAAACAAGUGUCGUUCGCCACGUUCGUAAAUACCGAGGUCAACUGCACAUUUGCUGUGAGGAGUGGGGGAUAUUCUGCGUUCCCAGGGGCUGCCAAUAUCCAGGAUGGUAUGACUCUUGAUCUGCGUUCGAUCAACGAAAUCACAAUAUCUCCGGAUAAGAAGACGGCGGUGUUGGGUACAGGGAAUACGUGGUAUGAUGUCUAUAAAAAGCUGGAAGUACAAAAUCUCACCGCGGUUGGUGGAAGUACCGCAGGUGAAGGCGUCGGUGGCCAGAUACUUGGAGGCGGUAUUUCUUCUCUGUCCAAUCUAUAUGGAUGGGCUUGCGACAAUGUUAGAAACUAUGAGAUUGUGGGUGCUCAUGGUGGAAUUCUCAAUAUCGACGCUAAGCAGCCGGGGAUGUUCUUCGCACUGCGUGGAGGAGGAAAUAACUUUGCAAUCGUAACCAGGUUCACUGUAAACGUAUACCCUCAAAAGCAAAUGUGGCACGGACUACACGUAUUCGACAUGGAUAAAACACAAGACGUUCUCGCUGCAUAUGUGAACAUUGCGAGGAACUCAACCAAAGACCCACCCAGCAGUAACAGUUUUACAACCUUUUCCGUCACUAAUGACAGUGAGACAAUUAGCAUUGGCCUUGAAAAUGCGGAUGGAAUCCCGUAUCCGCCGAUAUUUGACGAGAUGAAGACCAUACCCUCUCUAUUUGAGAGUUCGUUGGUUCAAUACAUGUCCGAGAUCUCAAAAAGAUUGGCAAAUGAAACCCCAUCAGGGCUUCGAAAUACCCACUGGACAUACACUUUUCGACUGGACUUUGAGCUUGCGGAGUUUGUCGUGGACACAUUUCUUGCGACGACUCAAUCGCUCAAAUAUAUCAGGAACAUAAAAGCCGACUGCAUUUUCCAAACCAUCACCGAAUCGAUGCUGUCGCUCAUGAAGGGUAAUACAUUUGGGCUUCCAGCCGAAGGCGGACCGUAUGCCGUUCUCCUCCUCUCUGCAUCCUGGUCUAACGAGAUUGACGACAUGACAAUCUAUCAGGCCUUCUCCAUCAUGUUAGAGACGAUCAGGGAAGAAGCCAAAGAAUCCGGCCUCCAUGUCGACUAUCUUUUUAUGAACUAUGCCAGCCAGUUUCAGGACGUGAUCUCUAGUUAUGGGCCUGAAAUUGUUCAGCGGCUGCGGGAGGCGUCGUUGUACGAUGAUCCCGAGCAGAUUCUUCAGAAACUGCAGCCGGGAUACUUUAAGAUGAAUGGCAGUGCGCCGGCAGAGUUGCGAAAUGAUAGUGCAUGA
Molecule: messenger RNA, 1602 nt
Organism: Paracoccidioides brasiliensis Pb18
Exons: 3
Coding region: 1-1602 (533 amino acids)
Molecular function (GO): FAD binding
Source: RefSeq, a predicted model, not a curated record